Molecule: messenger RNA, 1281 nt
Organism: Moesziomyces antarcticus
Lineage: Eukaryota; Fungi; Basidiomycota; Ustilaginomycetes; Ustilaginales; Ustilaginaceae
Product: argininosuccinate synthase
Exons: 2
Coding region: 1-1281 (426 amino acids)
Biological process (GO): L-arginine biosynthetic process; urea cycle
Cellular component (GO): cytoplasm
Molecular function (GO): ATP binding; argininosuccinate synthase activity
Source: RefSeq, a predicted model, not a curated record
AUGCCAGGACAGUCCGGAAAGGUGCUUUUGGCCUACUCUGGUGGACUCGACACGUCCACCAUCCUCGCAUGGCUCAUCGAUGAGGGCUACGACGUCAUCGCCUUCAUGGCCGACGUCGGCCAGGAGGAGGACUUCGAGGCCGCUCGCUCCAAGGCGCUCAAGUGCGGCGCCAAGGACUUCAUCCUCGCCGACCUCAAGCGCGAGUUCAUCGAGGAGCUCAUCUUCCCCGCCGUCCAGGCCAACGCCAUCUACGAGGACGUCUACCUGCUCGGCACCUCGCUCGCCCGUCCCGUCAUCGCUCGCGGCAUGAUCGAGGCCGCCGACAAGACCGGCUGCCAGUACGUCUCGCACGGCUGCACCGGUAAGGGCAACGACCAGGUCCGCUUCGAGCUCGCCUUCUACGGCCUCAAGCCCGACAUCAAGGUCAUCGCCCCGUGGCGUAUCCCCGAGUUCUUCAACCGCUUCGCCGGCCGAUCCGCGCUGCUCGAGUACGCAGAGUCCAAGGGCAUCCCCGUCACCCAGACCAAGGCAAAGCCCUGGUCCACCGACGAGAACCUCUUCCACAUCUCCUACGAGGCCGGCAUCCUCGAGGACCCCAACACCACCCCGCCCGCCGACAUGUGGAAGCUCACAAAGAGCCCCGAGACCGCCCCGGACACCCCCGAGAACAUCGUCAUUGAGUUCCAGCAGGGCAUCCCCUCCAAGGUCAAGGUCGCCUCCACCGGCAAGGAGCACACCGACCCCGUCGACGUCUUCCUCACCCUCAACCAGCUCGCUCGCGAGCACGGCAUCGGCCGUAUCGACAUUGUCGAGAACCGCUUCAUCGGCGUCAAGUCGCGCGGCUGCUACGAGUCGCCCGGUGCGACCAUUCUGCGUGCCGCCCAUCUCGACCUCGAGGGCCUCACGCUCGACCGUGAGGUGCGCCGAAUCCGCGACCAGGUCAUCACCACCAAGUUCUCCGAGCAGCUCUACUACGGCUUCUUCUUCUCGCCCGAGUGCGAGUUCGUCCGAUCCUGCAUCCCGCAGUCGCAAAAGACCGUCAACGGCCAGGUCAAGCUCAAGCUCUACAAGGGCAACGUCAUCGUCGAGGGCCGCAGCUCCGAGGAGCUCCUCUACGACGAGAAGUUCACCUCCAUGGACGAGCAGGGUGGCUUCGACUCGGCUGCCACCAGCGGCUUCAUCACCGUCCAGGCCAUCAGGCUGCGCCGAUACGGUCUCGGCUUGACCGAGCGCGGCCAGGCCGGCUCCGAUCGCCAGACCGCUUACGCCAUCCGCAAGUAG